AUGUCAUCGACCUCUCAGCACAAUUCACUACUCCUAUUUUGCCUAUUGACAACAUUGUUAUUAGUAAGGACAAAUGCAGUACCACUUCCUCUACCAGGAGCGUCUCCUGAUCCUUUACCACAGCCUUCAGCAGCCCCACAACCAGUACUCGAGCGUCUUUCGAAUAUCGUUGGGUUGACCAAUGGGUUAUUCGAAUUCAGAAGUAACGUCAAAAGUAGCAACACCAACACUGAUUCUAUAUCUGCCGCCAGUAUCUCUGCCGCCUCUAUCAUAUCAGAAGCCAGUGCUUCCGCAGAAAGCUUGAUAAAAUCGGCGUCAAUGGUAUCUAAAAAAGAACAAACUAUCAUUUCUGUGCAGGGAUCCAAAACUUUGACAUUACUUGAACAAGUAAACGCUGGUGGUUCAGUGGUAGAAGAACCAGGGUCUUUACAGCCUGGGGUUUUGGUAUUGAGUCUCACCAAAUCUCUCGUUAUCAAAAAUGGUGUUACGUAUCUCGAUACUCCAAUACUAAUGACCUCAGAAGGGGAAAGAUUAUUAAUAGAUUACAUCACCACUAUUAUUGCGGUGGAGCAAUAG
Molecule: messenger RNA, 576 nt
Organism: Saccharomycopsis crataegensis
Lineage: Eukaryota; Fungi; Ascomycota; Saccharomycetes; Ascoideales; Saccharomycopsidaceae
Exons: 1
Coding region: 1-576 (191 amino acids)
Source: RefSeq, a predicted model, not a curated record